UACUCGUUGCUGGAGCAGCAGCGCAGAGACCGCUUCCUCAAGAAGAUCUGUGCUGAAACUCAAAAGCUCUACGAAGCAUCAACGUACAGAAGCUGGGGGAAACAGUUCCUCCAGAACCACCAGACCACUAAUACCAUUGCUGUCCUGACCGGAGCUAUAGUGGUGGGGGCACACCAGGACACAGAGUCCAUGGGCUGGAAACAGGUCUCUGUCAACUACAUGGAGAAGACGAUGUUUCUGUUGAGUCAUGUAGUAGACGGCUCUCUGGACGAGGGAGUGGCGUAUGGGAGUUACACAGCAAAGUCCAUCACGCAGUACGUUUUCUUAGCACAGCGCCACUUCAGCAUAGACCACACGCAGAAUAACUGGCUGCGCAACCACUUCUGGUUUUAUUACGCCACUCUGCUUCCAGGGUUCCAGAGAACCGUCGGUAUAGGGGACUCCAACUAUAACUGGUUCUACGGGCCAGAGAGUCAGCUAGUCUUUUUAGAUUCUUUUGUGAUCAAAAACGGGUCAGGGAACUGGCUAGCGCAGCAGAUUAGGAAGCACCGGCCUAGAGAUGGCCCCAUGGGUCAGUCCUUCGCCCAGCGCUGGACAACCCUGCACACAGAGUUCAUCUGGUAUAACGCCAGCCUCGCUCCGCUGGCCCCGUACGGCUACAGCAGGGCCAGAAUGCACAUAUUCUCAAACUGGGGCGUGGUGACAUAUGGGGCGGGGCUACCUGUUGCCCAGGGCAACACCUUUGUCUCAUUUAAAUCCGGCAAGCUGGGCGGCCGGGCAGUGUUUGACAUUGUUCAUGCGAAGCCUUACUCGUGGGUGGACGGCUGGAACAGCUUUAACCCUGGUCACGAGCACCCAGACCAAAACUCUUUCACUUUUGCCCCUAAUGGGCAGGUGUUUGUGUCUGAGGCUCUGUAUGGCCCCAAGUUCAGCUACUUAAACAAUGUGUUGAUGUUCAGCUCUUCCCCAACCAGCCGGUGCAAUGCACCCUGGGAAGGCCAACUUGGAGAGUGUGCUAAGUGGCUGCGCUGGACAGAGAGUGGCGUGGGCGACUCUGCCGGAGAGCUGAUCUCGGCUUCUGCCCACGGGGAGGCGCUGUUCGUGAGCGGGGAGGCGGCUACUGCGUACUCCUCCGCUCUGGGGCUGAAGAGCGUAUACCGCGCCCUGGUGCUCCUCAACUCGCAGACCCUGCUGGUGGUGGACCAUGUAGAGAAAACAGAGCACUCGCCAGUUAACACGCUCAGCGCUUUCUUCCACAAUCUGGAUAUUGACUUUAAAUACGUGCCGCACAGGUUCGCAGACAGGUACAAUGGGGCUCUGAUGGACGUGUGGGACGCUCAUUAUAAAAUGUUCUGGUUGGACAGUCGGGGCCACAGUCCAGAAACACAGAUUCAGGAGGCAGAGCAGGAGGCCGAGUUUAAGAAGCGCUGGACGCAGUUCAUCAACGUCACCUUCCCCUUCACACACUCUGUGUCUAGGAUGGUGUACGUGAUGCAGGGGCCGUACGUUAAAGUGUCCGACUGCAAGUUCCUCGAGAGCAGUAAAGACGGCCUCAGAGUUUCUCUCGUAAUCAACAAUACUGAGAAAAUAGUUUCAAUAGUGACUAAUCACAGAGACAUCGGGGCGCGCUUCAGCUUUCUGGGGUUCGGGGGUUUUGCUAAAGUGGAGGACAGAGGACAGGUGGUGCGCUUCGGCCUGGGGGCGCAGCAGGUCUCCACACACUUACACACACACAAUCAUCUGUUUGACUUUGGGGUCACAGUGAAUGUCGCAGCUGGAGCAAUACUGUGUAUAGCCAUUGUGUUUCUGACCCUGCAGCGCAAGUGUUAUGUUUGCUUCAGCAGACUGAUGCGUUACGCUUUGCUCUCAGUCUUAAUGCUGUGGAUAACCGAGCUCCUGUUGGUGUCUAGCAGCUGCGAUCAGCUUCUGUGCAGGGUAAAGUGGCACGGAGCGGGCACAGACCCGGAGCUUCGCCAGCAGGUGCCCACCCAGCAGCAGCAGCUCCUUCUGCCCACGGUGGUCAUCACCACACUGCCCGGCUCCGGCUCCGACAUCCUCAAACACCUCUUUUACAACAACUCAGACUUUGUGUACUUGCGCAUCCCCACAGAGCACCUGGACAUCCCCGAGACAGAGUUUGAGUUUGACUCUUUAGUGGACGCCUGUGAGUGGACGCGGGCAGAUGCCCAGUGUGGGCGCUUUAAGAUGGUCCAGGGCUGGCUGCAGUCGCUGGUCCACAACACACACCUGUUCCUGCAGAGUGUCCCGCUGCGGGCGGGGGGGCGGCCGGACGGGGAUGUGGAGUAUGUGCGUGAGCUGCGGAGACACACAGUGGACUACCCCAACGCCCGUGCGGUACUGAAUCUGUGCAGUGGCUCCUGGGCACUAAAGCUGCCCUUCCUGCAGGAAGCCAUCGGCCCGUCUCUGAGGGCCAUCUAUGUAGUCCGGGACCCGCGGGCCUGGGUUUACCUAAUGCUGUAUAACAGCCGGCCCAGCCUUUACUCGCUCAAGAACAUUCCGCAGCACCUGUCCCUCAUCUUCAGGCAGGACGGCGCCAGUGAACGGUGUCCAAGCGCCUUUGCUCCAGAGUUCGAGCCGCUGUGGCAGCUGGUCUCACGCUCUGAGAACAGUGCUGUCCUUCUGCUGGCGCACCUGUGGCGGGCUCACACCGCUGCCGUGCUCAGAGUCUCCGCUGGAUUACCUGAGGACGCCUACCUGCAGCUCCGGUUCGAGGAUGUGGUCCGUCAGCCUCUGGAAACUGCAGAGCAAAUUCACUCGUUCCUGGGAGUGCCCGUCUCUCCGGCGGCCCUGAAUCAGCUGAUGUUCAGCACCUCCACAAACCUGUACAGCCUGCAGUACGAGGGGCAGGUUUCUGCCUCCAGCAUGGACCGGUGGAGGCGCCGCAUGCCCCGGCGGGACGUCCGCCUGAUCGAGCACACCUGCGGGACCCUGAUGAGGACGCUGGGCUACCGCAGGCUCAGCCACGGCUAGCUGUGCUAUUGUUGUUGUAUUUUUGCACAAAUCUGAGUGGGAACAGGCACCAGAGCUGAAUGUUAGUGUGUGAUUCUGCUUCAUGUCUACCACAAUGCCUUCAGGAUGGGUGUGUAUGCAGUUGAAGAUGAAAUGAUUAUCCCUCCUGUCAAAAUUAUUAUGCUUCAAAUAUUUUACAAGGUGUUUUCUCUCACAGAUUUCGGCGGCAGGAAGUCUUUGAUUUGAGUUUGGCUGCAAUAAAAAGUUUAUAUUUUUAAGCUCAAUGGGAUGAUUAGACCCUUUAGACCAGGUGUGGCCAACCCUGCUCCUGGAGAUCCACCUUCCUGCAGAUUUCAGUUGCAACCUAUAUCAAACACACCUGCCUGUCAUUAUCAAGAGCUGUUCAGUUCCUCAUUAACUGGUUCAGGUGUGUUAGAUCAGGGUUGGAGCUGAACUUUGCAGAAAGAAAGGUCGAUCUCCGGGAGCAGGGUUGAGCACGCCUGGUCUAAAGGGUCCAAUCAUCCCAUAACAUAAGAGUUAUUAGUGAAGAGUUAUCAGAGCUGUGUUUGUGAAUGUGCUGAGGAAAUAUUGUGUGAAAUUGAGUUCUCUUCACAGGAGGGCUGGAGAUUUUGUCUUCAAUUGCAUGUAUGUAUAUAUAUAUUACACACACACACACACACACACACACACACAUAUAUAUAUAUAUAUAUAUAUAUAGUUUAAAGGUAGAUUUACACAACACCAUUUUCAACCAAAAGUAUGUAUGCAUUUCUUCUGUUAAUUUACUCUUGUGUAUUUGGUGUAUCUAUCUGACCUGUCGCAUUAAUUAAAUGACUGUCUAAUUAGUCGUUUGCUUUAACUGUGACUGUUGCAGUACCUUUAGCAGGCACAAGGGGGAGACACACUGACAGACAGACACUAGAGCAUGCAGACACUUGUACAUUAAACAGAAUCUCAUUAAUCAACAAUCAAAUCUGCUAAAGACUCAGUUAAUCACCAUCACCGUUAUUUAAUUAACAAAGUACAAAUGAGCGCCAUGAUGAUGCAGAUGAGCUGUUUCUGUAGGCCAGAGCAGCCCUGCAGGAGUGAGGAGUGUUUCUGCACAGCGCCACCUGCUGACACACGCACACACAGCAGGAUGUUGUGUUGUUGUAUUCAUGGGUUAGAGUGGAUAUUGAUGGAUUUAACACAGUUUCAAAUGAUUUUUCACUCAAACAUGCUCAGAAAUAAACACACACCUGCCUGCAGUGUCUGUUGUGCUGUGCUGUAGACAGAGAGACGGACGAUUCAGUGUGUGUGUGUGUGUGUGUGUGUGUGUGUGUGUGUGUGUGUGUGUGUGUGUGUGUGUGUGUGUGUGUGUGUGUGUGUGUGUGUGUUUUAUGUUCUGGUUGCCAGAUCAGCGCCCUGACUCCUCUGUGUGUGUUCAGCGGACGCUCUGCUUGUGUUGAGGGUUGUGUUUGGGUCUCGGUGGUCUUCUAUCUCUCGGACACAAUAAAGAUGCUCCUUAUCUUC
Molecule: messenger RNA, 4482 nt
Organism: Danio rerio (zebrafish)
Lineage: Eukaryota; Metazoa; Chordata; Actinopteri; Cypriniformes; Danionidae
Source: RefSeq, a predicted model, not a curated record